AAGUGACUCGCAGCCGCUGCGGGGACUCCGGCUCCCGGCGAGAUCCCCGAGCCCCGGCGGCUGGUGCUGGGAGCCCGGAGCCCGGGCUGCAGCCGGGAGAGGGGAACCUCCAGCCGGGCCCUGCCCGCUGCUCCCCGGGAGCCUCUCCCAGGGCAGAGCCCCCAGCCCGGCCAGGGCCCCUUCCCGGCCCGGCCCUGCCCCGGGGGGCCCCGCUCGGAGGGAAGGCACUGCCAGGAAAAUGUGACUUAGGGUAUGUCUACGCUACCCGCCGGAUCAGCGGGUAGUGAUCGAUCUAUCGGGGAUCGCUCUGCCGUCGACUCCAGAACUCCACGACGGCGAGAGGUGGAAGUGGUGUCGACGGGGGAGCGGCGGCCGUCGAUCCCGCGCCGCGAGGAUGCGAAGCUGAGGAAUCACGUCCAGAUUUCGCUGCAGAUCGUCCGGACUUCCAGGGGACAGGGAAGGGAAAUGGUUGUGAUGGAGCCAGCUCAGAUGCCGGUGACCUUUGAGGAGGUGGCUGUGUAUUUCACCCAGGGGCAGGGGGCUCUGCUGGACCCCGCUCAGAGAGCCCUCUACAGGGACGUCAUGCAGGAGAACUACGAGACGGUGACCUCGCUGGGGUUUCCUAUUCCCAAACCUGAGCUGAUCACCCAGCUAGAACGAGGGGAAGAGCCGUGGGUGUCCGAUCUCCAGGCCUCGGAGGAAAGAGAGAUCUCAAGAGGCGCCCAUCCAGCACAAUGAUUCCUGUCUGGAUUGUCUCCCAGCAGGUGAUGAGCGAGGGAGUGAGGAGGAGGAGGGGAAUCAUCAUGAGCACGUUCCUGGGAAAGUGGAACCACAGGGGACGUUUGUGGGAAGAGCUGAAGGGAAUUUUUCCCAGUGCUUGGAAGAGGGAGAAGCCUGGGGAAAUUGGCACAGGUCAGAGAGGCUGCUGGGAAACUACCCAAAGAAGAAAGUGGAUGAAUCCAAUAAAUGCUGGGGAGGAGACAGGGAUCCCACAGCCCAGCAGACAAAUCCCAAGGAAGAAGAACCCUAUCAGUGCCUCGAAAGUGGGAAAAGAUUCAUUCUGAGAUCACACUUUGUGACACAUCAGACAAUCCAUACUGGACAGAAACCCCUUCAAUGCUUGGACUGUGGAGAAAGCUUCAAUAACCGCUCAGACCUCAAUAGCCAUAAGAGAAGCCACACGGGAGAGAAACCCUAUCAAUCCCUUCAGUGCGGGAAAUGUUUGAAUUGGAAGUUAGCACUAAUUACACACCAGAUAAGCCAAACACGAGAGAGACCCCAUAAAUGCUUAGACUGUGGAAAAAGUUUCAUACAGAGGUCAGACCUUGUUAAACAUCAGGCAAUCCACACAGGAGAAAGACCCCAUAAGUGCUUAGACUGUGGGAAAAGUUUCACAUGGAGAUCAGCCCUUGUUCAGCAUCUGGCAAUCCACACAGGAGAGAGACCCCAUAAGUGCUUAGACUGUGGAAAAAGUUUCCUAUGGAGGUCAGACCUUGUUAAACAUCAGGCAAUCCACACAGGAGUGAGACCCCAUAAGUGCUUGGACUGUGAGAAAAGUUUUAUACGUAGGUCAGACCUUGUUAAACAUCUGGCAAUCCACACAGGAGAGAGACCCCAUAAGUGCUUAGACUGUGAGAAAAGUUUCAUACAGAGGUCUGACCUUGUUAAACAUCAGUCAGUCCAUACAGGAGAGAGACCCCAUAAGUGCUUAGACUGUGGAAAAAGUUUCAGAGACAGAUCAGCCCUUUUUAGGCAUCAGGCAAUCCACACAGGAGAGAGACCCCAUAAGUGCUUAGAUUGUGGAAAAAGUUUCAUAUCGAGGUCAGACCUUGUUAAACAUCAG
Chelonia mydas (Green sea turtle) is the source of this 1843-nucleotide messenger RNA. RefSeq names its product zinc finger protein 34-like. The transcript has 6 exons. Bases 253 to 738 code for a protein of 161 amino acids. The record is from RefSeq and is a predicted model, not a curated record. Gene Ontology annotation, biological process: regulation of DNA-templated transcription. Lineage: Eukaryota; Metazoa; Chordata; Testudines; Cheloniidae.